CAUGCGGAUUUGUCGCUGGUGGCAGCCGCUGCCCGUCAAGCCUGACGGACGGACGCCCCCCUCUUUCCGCCCCCCCGUCCCGGAAAGCCCCUCCCUCGCCCCCUCCCUCGCCAGCACCUCCUGCCGCCUGUCAGUCGGAGCGGAGCGCGGUGUGGUGCGGGGAGCGGCGGCACGGCAACGGCGGAGAGCGGGCGAGAGAGGGAGAGAGAGAGCGAGGAGCCGAGCUCUCCCCUCCCUCCCUCUCUCCCUCCCUCCCUCCCUCCCUCCCUCCCUCCCUUCCUUCCUCUUCUGUCUCCCUUCUUUCCCUGCUCCCUCCCUCCGUUCUUUCUGCUUCUCUCUCCCCUCAUUCUCACUCUCCGUCUCACCCACCCCGAUCUCCGUUUGUCUUCCCCUCUUCCUUCGUCACACACGCACACACUCUUUCCCUCUCCCCGUUUUUCUGUCAUUUGAAUUCGCUUCUCAAAGCGGCCAGCGGCUCCUCUAUGAAUCCCGUCUGUUGAUCUGUCACCCUUCCCUCCACCCCCUGUCCCCUCCCAGCUCCACUCCUGUACCUGGAGCACGGCAGGAGCGGCAGCCGAGCAGCAUGUCCCGAAGGAAACAGAGCAAACCCAGGCAGAUCAAACGGCCGCUUGAGGAUGCCAUUGAGGAUGAAGAAGAAGAGUGCCUGUCUGAGGAAAAUGAUACUGUCUCAAAAGAAGACUUUCCAUUGGAGGAAAGCUUUUCUGCAGAGUUUGAGCCUGAAAAUCUGAACUGUGAAGAAGUGGAAUACUUUUGUAAUAAAGGCAAUGAAGAAGGAAUCCAGGAGGCAGCAGAAUCUGAUGGUGAUGCGCGGUCAGAGAAGCCAGGGCAGCUUGCUGUGGAGAAUGAAGAUUGGGAUGGGCCAGGAGAGUUGGAGGUGGUCCAGAAAGAUGGGGAGCGCAAGAUUCAGAGCCGGCAGCAGCUUCCGGUUGGAACAACAUGGGGGCCUUUUGCUGGGAAGAUGGAUCUGAAUAAUAACACCUUGAAGACAAAGGCUUCAGUCCCUAUGGUAUUGACUGCUGGCCCCAAGUGGUUGCUGGAUGUGACUUGGCAAGGAGUAGAAGACAACAAAAACAACUGCAUUGUGUACAGCAAAGGAGGGCAACUUUGGUGUACCACGACCAAGGCCAUCUCAGAGGGUGAAGAGCUGAUUGCCUUUGUUGUAGAUUUUGACUCAAGGCUGCAAGCUGCUAGUCAGAUGACUCUCACAGAAGGCAUGUAUCCUGCACGCCUGCUGGACUCAAUACAAUUGCUCCCUCAACAAGCUGCAAUGGCAUCUAUUUUGCCAACGGCUAUUGUGAACAAGGACAUAUUCCCUUGCAAGUCCUGUGGCAUCUGGUAUCGAAGCGAGCGGAACCUGCAGGCCCAUCUCAUGUAUUACUGCAGCGGGAGGCAAAGAGAGGGACCUCAGCUGUCAGAAGAGAACGAAGAGAGUGCUCAGCAGAUAUCCAGUGUCUGCCCCUUUCCACAGUGCACCAAAAGUUUUUCUAAUGCAAGAGCUCUAGAAAUGCACCUAAAUUCUCACAGUGGAGUGAAAAUGGAAGAAUUUCUCCCUCCCGGUGCUAGUCUGAAAUGCACAGUUUGUACUUACACUGCAGACUCGGUGAUUAACUUUCAUCAGCACCUGUUCUCGCAUCUUACUCAAGCUGCUUUUAGAUGCAAUCACUGCCAUUUUGGCUUCCAAACUCAGAGGGAGCUACUGCAGCACCAAGAGUUACAUGUCGCUGGCAACAAAAUUCAGAGAGAAAGUGACGUCGAACACUCUCCAAGUGGAAACGAAGAAGGUUUGCAGCCAGCAACGGACCUGCUGAGCAGAAAUGAUGUUCCCCAGAGCCAAAAGACCAUGCAGACUAAAGAUGCAAGUUCUGAUACAGAGCUUGAUAAAUGUGAAAAAAAGGGUCCCCUUUUCCUUCCAAACCAGAGGCCAGAAACCCAGCCUGCAACAAAUAAGCAGAGUUUCUCAUACACUAAAAUAAAAUCUGAACCAUCCAGUCCAAGACUUGCUUCAUCGCCAGUUCAGCCUAAUAUUGGUCCUUCUUUCCCAAUGGGACCUUUUCUUUCCCAAUUUGCUUUUCCCCAAGACAUCACUGUGGUUCCUCAGGCUUCAGAGAUAUUAGCCAAAAUGUCUGAACUGGUCCAUCGAAGACUAAGGCAUGGAAGUAGCAAUUACCCUCCUGUAAUUUACAGUCCUCUGAUGCCCAAAGGGGCUACAUGUUUUGAGUGUAACAUAACAUUCAAUAAUUUGGACAACUACUUGGUACACAAAAAGCAUUACUGCAGCAGCCGAUGGCAGCAGAUGGCAAAGUCACCAGAUUUUUCCAGUGUUCCAGAAAAAAUACCAGAAGCUGUAAGUCCCAGUAAUGGCCAAAGCUCCAUAAACAUCCUGAAUGCAGGUCCCCACACGUCAGAUCCAGAUAAUCAACUUCUGCAGACAUCUUGCAUAAAUUCUUCUAAUGUUUUAGAUUUGAUUGGGCCAAACAAUAAAAGUCAUGAAAAAGACUUUACAGCACAAUCUAAGAAGUUGUCAGCUGCAAGUAAUGGUGAUGAUAAGAUAAAUGGGAAACCUGAUGUGAAGAAUCCCAAUGCUCCUUUAGUAGAAGGGGAGAGUGAUCCUAACAAGACCACAUGUGAAGCUUGCAAUAUUACUUUCAGCAGACAUGAAACAUACAUGGUCCACAAACAGUAUUACUGUGCCACUCGGCAUGAUCCUCCACUGAAGAGGUCCGCUUCCAACAAAGUGCCUGCCAUGCAGAGAACAAUGCGUACUAGGAAGCGAAGGAAGAUGUAUGAGAUGUGCCUACCAGAGCAAGAGCAAAGGCCACCACUAGUUCAACAGCGAUUUCUAGAAGUGGCUAAUCUUGGCAAUCCUUGUACAUCUACUCAAGAGUCUACAGAGGGACUUGGAGAAUGUUACCAUCCACGAUGUGAUAUCUUUCCAGGAAUAGUCUCAAAGCAUCUGGAAACUUCACUGUCUAUUAACAAGUGUGUUCCAGUUUCAAAGUGUGAUACUCCCCACUCUACUGUGUCUUGCUUGGAGAUGGAUGUGCCAAUAGAUCUCAGUAAAAAGUGCUUACCCCCAUCAGAGAGGACAUCCACUUCUCCCAAAAGGCUGCUGGACUACCAUGAAUGCACAGUAUGCAAGAUCAGUUUUAACAAGGUAGAGAAUUACCUGGCUCACAAGCAGAAUUUUUGCCCUGUCACUGCCCAUCAGCGUAACGACUUGGGACAACUCGACAGUAAGGUGUUCCAAAACCCAGAAAGUGAAAGAAACAGCCCAGAUGUCAGUUACGAGAGAAACAUAAUCAAAUGUGAGAAAAAUGGAAACUCAAAACAGGCUUCUCCUAAUGGAAACUUGUUUUCCACACACUUAGCAACACUUCAAGGACUAAAAGUCUUUAGUGAAGCGGCCCAGCUUAUUGCUACAAAAGAAGAAAACAAACAUUUGUUUCUUCCACAAUGCCUUUACCCUGGAGCAAUAAAGAAAGCUAAAGGAGCAGAUCAGCUUUCUCCAUAUUAUGGAAUAAAGCCAAGUGAUUACAUUUCUGGUUCUCUCGUCAUUCAUAAUACUGAUUUAGAUCAAAAUACAAAUACAGAAAGUGAAUCUCCUAAAGGCCAGGUGCCUUCAAAUGGAUGUGCUGUGCAGAAGAAAGAGUCUCUUCCACUAUUGCCAAAAAACCGAGGCAUGGUAAUAGUUAAUGGGGGACUAAAACAGGAGGAAAGACCUGCCACAAACCCACAGCAAGAGAACAUUUCCCAGAAUCCUCCACAUGAAGAUGGGCACAAGUCUCCUUCUUGGAUCUCUGAGAAUCCCUUAACUGCAAAUGAAAAUGUCUCUCCAACAAUUCCUACAGCAGAGGAACAGUUGUCUAGUAUAGCUAAAGGCGUGAAUGGUUCUACCCAGGCCCCAACCAGUGGAAAGUAUUGCCGACUGUGUGACAUCCAGUUCAACAAUCUUUCAAACUUUAUAACUCAUAAGAAGUUUUAUUGCUCGUCACAUGCAGCAGAACAUGUCAAAUGAAACAAUCAGUCACCUUUGGUACCUGUGUUUAGCAUAUUGUUCCAUACAGUCUAAAGAAAGCUGUUUGAAUUACAUCUGGACAAUCAGGAGAUUUCACUAUUGCCAAGUUGAAGACUUAAAGGUGUAAUUUCAUUACAGUCCAUUAGUAAAGUGUAUUAUUGGUGCCAUUUUCAAAACUAUUAAUUUAUUUUACCAGCAGUAUUCAUAGCUGUAGUUAUGUUAUUUUUUAUUUAAAAACUUUAUAUUAAAGUCAUUUGUAAUGUUAUUGUAUAGUUAUUGUGUAGCACAUAUGGUUUGCACUGUAUAGUAGAUUUUAAAAAAAAUAGUCGCAAACAAUACAGAAGAGCAUUUUAGAAAUAGCUUCAAAAGCACUUGUGUAUCCUGUUUUUUUUCUUAUAUGCUGUUGCAGAUAUAUGUAUAUGCUAAAAUAUAACUUGCAAAGAAGUUUCAACUAUGCUGUAGAGUUCGCCUUAAAAUUUCAAUUUUUUGAACAAUUGGGCUCAGUUUGCACUUUAUAUUUUAGCAGAUACAGUACCUUAGUCAUUAGGCUUUGCAUUUGUAUGUAGCAGUAUGUUUCUGUCCACUUUCUUAAUCUGAAACGUACGUUAAAUGAAGAUGGCAUUUUUUUUCUUGUAUAGUACUUGUAUUUUCUUUCGCUGAUGCAUCUCUGUCUCAAUUUUUAAACCUUUGCUGUUAAAUGCAAUACUUUAUAAAGAAUGAACAAAAUUACUGGAAGCAGUAUUGUAAGUAAUGAGGUCAUAUCAAUCAGUUUUAUCUUUUGAAAGGCACAGUCUAAAACAAAACCCUAAACUCAAUGCUGCAAUUAUGAAUCUAAUUCAUAUAUAAGAUAUAUUUAAAUAUAAGAGUAGCAAUACUGCAACUGGUGAUCACAAAGAUAAUGUUCUACUUCUGAUAGAAAUAAUUUCUCAACAAAUGUUGUUACUAUGCAUGUAUAUGGAUGGAAUAAAAUUCCAGAUCAUUGGAGAAGUUUGACAGUCAUUUCUUUACAUUUGUUUUACCUUGUUUUUCAAGGAGGAUUUGGAGCUUACAAACUGUGAAGGGAAGCUCUCAGAACUAGGUAAACAUUGCCACCUCUUCAAUAGCAGCAAAGUGUUCAAAGAGAAAAUUAGUACAAAAGAUGCCUCCACUUCAAAGGAGUCUUUGCCGACAGGUCAGUAGUACAACUAAGUCAGACCACCUGGUGAACUAAAAGGGUGAAGGUCUGAAACCAGAAAGACUGUUCUCUCUACUUGAGCUCCUGAAGACUUACUUCACUGAUAGUACCUCCAUAUGUCAGUCAUCGAACAAUCUGCUUCAUAACACCACUGGCAUGAUUCUUUACGUCUUCAGUGGUCUUAUAUGAAAAACAAUAGCGUUCAUUUAAAUAGAACAGCAGUUUGCUCCACUAAUGCAAUAUAGAAAUACUGUUCAAUAAUUUAUGUUAUAGAAAAAUUUGAACAAUUGCACAAUUAAUGCCCUUCAGUUGCAAUUGUUCAGUCUCCUGAAUGCUGUUCUCAUUUAAAAAUUCAUACUAUAAAAGUGACCUAUUGAAGCAUUUUUCAUCCUACAAAUUUGAAAGCAAAACCAUGACCUGAAUAGUCAUGUAGAGUUGUAUGUAAUUUAGUUCCUGUAUCAGCCAAAGAAACAGCACAGAACAAAAUACAUACAAGGAUGCUAUUUCAGCUUACCAGCCAGCUGGAGUCUAGUAGAAGAGUAUGAAGUACCACUGAUUGUUAGCAGCCCCAUUUCUGUGUACUUUGAAACUGAAUUUGUCCUUUUUUUCAUUUCUAAGUGUAGGUACAUACAAUCUAAUAGCAAAACCAAUAGCUAGCUGAACUUUAAAUGCAGAAGAAGAGUGCUUAAAAUUGUGCUAAUUCUCACUCUCAACAAAGGUAACAGGUGUUAUAGGUUCAUUUCAGUAGGGCUAAAAUUGGUCCUAUAGUAAAUACUUUGGGUAAUAAGACUUGUGAAGGAAAAAAAAGCAUUACAAAUACAGUGCGACUAAAGCAGACAAAUCAUUCAUGAUUAUUAAUUAAACAUUUAUUAGAAAGUAUCACACCAAUAUAUCUAAGACUCCACAAUAUUUGAGCUAGGUGGUACUUUUUGACCUCCUUGGUGACAAAAAAAAAUUAUCCAUUAUACAAAAUUGGUUUAAAGAACUAAGAAAUUGCAUCUGGAUUGAAAUAAGCUAAUUCUGAAAGGUCCACAUACAUAGAUGAAAACUUUUAGGUGAAGUUGGUCCAAAAGCCACAGGUUGUGUAAUUUACAGUUGCUGAGCUCUAGGGAUGUGUUUAGACGAUAUGUAAGUAAAGGAGAAUAUGAGGGUUAAAGGGAAUACGUAGCACAAAAGCAGUGCCAAAAGGAAAGAGCCUUAUCACAAAACAUUUCUGAUCUGGAAAUGCUGAGAGUACCUGAUAUAUUCCAGAGGUAAAUUAAAGCCUGCUAUGCUGCAUUAUAUUCUUCCCACUGGCUAGUCCAAUUGCUUUACAUGACAAAACAUACCUGGUAGCGUUUUCUCGUUAUAAAUUUUCUAUUUGUUUGACUGGUCCCAUUUUUAUAAGUUCAAAACAAGCACAUCAUGUUUAUCUGUGGGUAGAGAGUUACUCCAUUUUCUACUCAUUUUACUCACCUCACAGGAGCUUUUGGCAGCUCUGACACGUGCUAAACCUCAAAGUUAUGUCAUCACACUCUCUGAAAGUAAAACUUAACACUAGCCUGAUGGGUAGCAAAUAUAAAUUACUGAUAUUUGAUUUCUUAUAUAUUUAUUAAAAUAGUAUUUCAUAAAGAUAGCUGCUCACAUAGCCGGGCUCAGGAACAAUGUUUUCCCAUAACUUCACACACUAUUUUAACUUUUUUUCCCCCACUUUCUUUAUUGCACCUAUUUUUUAAUUUGUUCUUCUGAAAUAAGAAUACAAACACUUUGGCCAGCAGAAAUCUAUCUCCUGUCUCUGAAAGCAGUUUUCACAAUGCUGGCCUAAUCUCAGCUGGGAGCUUUACCCACACCUAUGUUUAAGUCACAGCAGGAAUAAACUACUUAAACGUGUUUUCUGAACCAGUGAUUAUUUGUAUUAUCUUCAGAUUAUAUCCACACAUGUGUUCAAGGUGGUAAUAGAACAGGUAAACUCCUAUUGCUAAAAACUUUCCUUGAAUAUAGACUCUUUCCUAGUUCUGCUUUUAAGGUUUUGUGGGUUUUUUGGUUAUUUCUUAAAUCACCUGUGCAAAGAGGAUCCAUCCUUAGUGAGCCUUUGAUACCUAGAACUCAGCAGGAAGCAGAGCACCUCGGUUAAAUGGUUUGAAUCUGCUAAUCCCGGUCAGCUGGAGUCAGUGAGUAAAUCUUUGGAUCUGUUGAGUGGAGAUGAGUAGCCUAACAAAAGUUAUUCAAAUAUUUCCUGGCUUUGUGUUACAAAAAGUAAAAUUGCUCCACAUGAAGGCCUAGUAUUUAGAAGAGCUGAUUCCUGCCCAGCUCCCUGUGUACUGAUUGCCUGGUGGGGUUUGCAUUCAACUUUUGUCUUUUUAAGGAAGAUUUCCUUAUUCACAAGACAUCCCAUCCACAUGUAGUGCUCAGAACUAGUGUGGCCGCAUCCCUGUCUGUCUCAUUUAUUUGUCUGUAUCCUGAAAUUCAGACUUUGAAAGGCUGUUGUGAGUCCCCAUUCAUACCAGAAUGUUCACACAAUUGUGAUGCAGUCUCUCACAUUGCCAUCUGAUUGUUUUACAUGAUGGUGAUUUUUCUCAUUGUAACCAUAAAUCAGGUGGACAUGCCUAAUGCAAGCAGUAAAGUGAAUUGCUACAAGUUGA
This is a messenger RNA of Pezoporus occidentalis (night parrot), 7831 nucleotides long. It is a transcript of the gene ZFPM2, whose product is annotated as zinc finger protein, FOG family member 2. Gene Ontology annotation, cellular component: nucleus. Gene Ontology annotation, biological process: cell differentiation; negative regulation of transcription by RNA polymerase II; positive regulation of transcription by RNA polymerase II. Gene Ontology annotation, molecular function: RNA polymerase II-specific DNA-binding transcription factor binding. The coding region runs from base 2 to 4036 and encodes 1344 amino acids. The record is from RefSeq and is a predicted model, not a curated record. NCBI's taxonomy places the organism in Eukaryota, Metazoa, Chordata, Aves, Psittaciformes, Psittacidae. The transcript is spliced from 8 exons.